UGUAAUUAUAACACAGGUCAUUCGUCUGAGUUUGUGAAAAACCGAAGUUGUUAUCGCUUUGCAGUAGAUACUUCUAUCUUCUCGUAGAAGUUUAUCAAUACACAGAUGAAUUGCCAUUUAAUCAAAUCACUCGCAACCGUCGUGACAAAUCAAGGAUCAGUGUUCGCCAAUGGAAGGAUCCGAUCGCCGUCUGCUGCGGCCGAGCAUCAGGCGAUGCUGCCGGUUUCAGCUAAACCACCCGCAAGCGGCCAGUCAACAAAAGUAUACCGCGAGUUUUCUGGUCUGAUGACAAGGCAAUAUUGCUCAAUUCCCGACAUUGCAGUGAUGUAUGGUGCAGGCGAUGCAGUGGAGAUGCAAUCGCCAUCUUCGGUAUCAACGCGGCCAGUUUUUGUGGGUCCGGCCGAACGGGACGUGGCGAGCGGUGACUUGGUCUGUCCGCCGAGGAAAUCGUCUAGUUCGAUGCUGAAAAUGUACGUAACAUUUUGCGCAACUGAAGCUUCGGCCGAAAUUCAAACCGGAUUAACAAAACCGGCCGAUAUGCCAACUUCUUUGGAUUCAAUAACCAGCCACGAAGCUGGAAUAGAGUUUAAGGUAACUACGUGGGCGCCGUACGUGGUGGGUAUUGAAUAUUUUCAAGCUUAUAAUUUUGUCGAUCACGGUUGUUUCAUGAUUCAUACUACACCGAAUCAGUAG
This is a messenger RNA of Rhopalosiphum padi (bird cherry-oat aphid), 693 nucleotides long. RefSeq lists its product as uncharacterized. The transcript has 2 exons. The record is from RefSeq and is a predicted model, not a curated record. NCBI's taxonomy places the organism in Eukaryota, Metazoa, Arthropoda, Insecta, Hemiptera, Aphididae. Bases 106 to 693 code for a protein of 195 amino acids.